Molecule: messenger RNA, 3106 nt
Organism: Xiphophorus maculatus (southern platyfish)
Lineage: Eukaryota; Metazoa; Chordata; Actinopteri; Cyprinodontiformes; Poeciliidae
Product: PHD and RING finger domain-containing protein 1-like
Exons: 8
Coding region: 34-891 (285 amino acids)
Source: RefSeq, a predicted model, not a curated record
UGAAACCGGAAGUUUUCAACAGUGCAGCGGUAGAUGCUUUAUUUACAUCGUCUCGUUCUCGUGUUGGUUAUAGUUGUUACUUCGUUUGAAGUAACUAUUAUGGAUAAACUCGUCGCUUUAAACUCAGCUGAUGGAGAAACUGUUGACGCAAUAGCGGAUAAAUGCUACAUCUGCCUUUGUCCAUUUGAGAAGCAAACGGUGGGCUCAUUGGAUCAAUGCCCUCACUUUUUUUGUUUUCAGUGCAUCUACCAGUGGUCUCAGACAGCCAACACAUGCCCUGUAGAUCGGAUCAGCUUUGCUUUUAUCCACCAGAGACGGUGUCCUGGAGGGGACAUUCAGAAAAAGUUAAAAGUGACGCCACGCAGAAAUGAGCCUGAAGAGGACUGGAGAAACGUAGUAAUCUGCGAGGAAUGUGGGCGCAGCGGCCACACUGACCGACUGCUGGUUUGCAGACUCUGUGACUCUGGGUAUCACAAGGACUGCUUAACGCAGCCUCUAGAUAGGGUCCCUGAAGGAGACUGGAUGUGCCCUGAGUGUGUGAUCACUUCUAAGAACACAGAGAGCUUUUUGACAGAGGAGGAAGACAUCAGUGACGGAGAAGUCACAGACCUCCUUGCUGACAUGGACCAAUCUCCGUCCACAAGUAGUCGCCUCCGGGCAUCAACUGUGAAUCGUCCUAGCAACGUCACAGAAAGACGGUGGAGUGUGAGGCUCCAGAGCAGAGGAGAAAGCACCAGUCUAUAUCAACGCCCCGAAACCUCAUGGCAUGUUCCUAAAUACCUGAUACGUGCAUCAAAACCUCCAGUAACAACUGAAAGAUCUGAAAAUCUCCAAGGUGUCAAUACGACUUCAGACAAAAAGAAAAAGAAAAGAAGGAAGACUGUAGCUUGAAGAACCAACAAGCAGAGGAGGUUUUUCAACAUUCAGUGCCUGAAAAGACUUACCUUGUAUCCAGAAAUGGUACCAGCAUGUGGCCACAAGAUGGCAACAUUGUGUCAAGAUGUUAAAAAGUCUGAACCUGAAUGAGCCUUUUUGUUUAGUUUUAAUACAUUUGUUAAAUCUGUUGCUUGACAUUUUAAUUUUUUUUUACUUUUCCCUCUUGUUUUUUGUGCAGUUUAAUGCUAUUAAUAGACUCAUCAACGCUCAUCCUAGUAUAGUCUUCAACUUUACACCUCAAUUAGUGCCUUUUUCGCUUUUGCUCUAAAGUCUAUAAAAAUAUUUUGACAAAGCAAAACAUCAUCAGACUAUUCAGAUCCAGUUUAAAUAUUUGUGUUUUAAGUUUUGUGCUCUGUGACUUUUAAGACUACAAAAGAGAAGAGGACUAGUACACUAUUUGUGUUUCUAUAAGCCGGUAAAAUGCAAAGUUUAUGAAUUUAAGGAGGAUGCCAGUUCCUGCCCUCAGGAAAGGGAAAUCCCUUUACAAAUACUUUGAAUACAUAACAGAGAACCUCAGAAAUUAUGCUAAGAGCUAAAUAUCUGGCCAGGUUAUUCCACAAUAACAUGUCCUGGAUGAUACCAUCAGUUGUUGGCAACCACUGCUAAUCUGCCUCAUUUGCUUUUAUCGCUCAGUUUUAAAACUCUGGCCAUAUGGUUAGAAAACUGGACCGAAAAAUGUUGGAGUAGGGGAUAUAAUCUUUGUCAAUUAUGAUUGAUAGAAGAGAUGGUCUGAUCUUCCUCCUUAGCCCUCUACUACUGGAUCCACAAUCAUGAAUCCUUGUUUUCAGCUUCUGUGGAAGUUUUUAACCAAUUACCCCCAGAGCCCACGUGUUAGUUAAUAGAGUCCAUUUGUGUACAGUUUGAUCUAAAAAAUUUGGCAAGGCAUUGAAUGAACAGUGAAGGGCCUGAUAUUCAGCCACGUGAAUUUUAAGGUGCAGUAAAGCCACUGUGGCAUAGAUAUCAGAUCCCUAAGGUUGUGGGGAGUCAUCAGACUCCAAUACCAAGCAAAUCCUGUGAUCUUCCUUCAUCUCAUUGCCUAGCAACGCUAGCCUCUGUGCUCGCCCAUAAUCUCCUCGAGACAUGCUCACAUCUCCUUUGAUCUUAAAUCCGACCCAUGAAGUCCUCAAAGUAUCAUUUGAUGAAUAAAUCAACUGCACAUCAAGUGGUUAGCAAGGAAAAUGUCUUGUGAGGUAAAUAAAAAUUACAGAAAACCUUGUGAUGAUAAUGUGGUGAAAUCAUUGAAGCUCUGAUGUAGCUGUGUUCACGUGGGUGGCGUGUGUGUGUCUGUUUUGUUUUAGGAGAUGGGAACUCAACAAGCCUGUAGCUCUUCCUGCUCUACUUUCUCUCAAAAUAACAUCUGCUGAAAAAACAACUGCGGUUAACUUUCUUUGGCCAGUUUAGCAGAACUGAAUGAAUAAGAUGUACUGGACAAAUCAUAAAGCAAGAUGUUCCGUCAUCUGAACUGAUACAUAAAAUUUCCCUCUUACCUUAGUAUUUUGUACAUUGUAAUAUAUAAAACAGACAGGAACUCCUAACUGCUCCUCAAGCUGUCGUGAGACUAUAAUUUGUUCUUUUAACACCACAGAAACAUUUGAAAAAACACCUACAAAUUUUUCAUUUGUAAUAUGUUAGAAGAACCACUAUCAAACUGGUCAAGCUGUGUGAAUUCAUCCAAGUGCCUGUGCAUUAAUUUAAAAAAGCAGUAAGUUGGCCUUAAAUACAUUAAUUAUAGCUCAUUAUUGGCAGGACUAUCCCGUAUAUUCUAUAUAUUUACAUAUAUAUGCUUUUCUAACAGGAUUUUUUGUCAGAUAAAAGUUUGAGUUGGACUCAGACAUUUUCAUUGGGUUCUGUAACUAGUUGGUUGAAGCUAUCGCUAACUAGCUGCUAAUAUACCCUUGAUAGCUAGCAAGGUAGCCAGUUAACGUUUUUGUGUCUAUCAUGGGUAAUUUAUUGUUAGUUGACUUCACCAAUUUCUUAUCUCCACAUUUCAGUGGAGAUACAGGCCUUAAGUUCUAUUCAUAAACAUCUUAAACCCUUCAAUUGGGUUUCACAGUAAAAAAUAAUAAAACAUUUAAAUAUGUAUUGUGGAUAUUGUGCCCCACUACUGAGUAGUUCAAUAAGUUAUUUUAGCAGCUUAUUGUCUGAAUAAAUUGUAGUAAAGUAUAAUUUA